AUGCUAUUUUUUGUCGAGUCCACAUUUACACAACAGUGCGAUCAACCUUUGAAAACGGCACGUUUCGAUUGUCAUCCUGAACCAUUUAUAUCACCAGAAAAAUGUCUGGCUCGUCGCUGCUGCUGGAACCCGCUGGUUUCAUUGACGACUCAACCGCCCAAAAAUCAUUCGAUUAACUCUAUUGAAGUGAAUGUACCUUGGUGUUACUAUCCACGAGAUUUUCCAACAUAUCAAAUAAAGACGAAUGAAUCAACUGAUUUUGGUCAACGAUUAACAAUUGUGAAACAACAAUCGAUCUAUAAGCCGAAUGAAAUUUUAAAUUUGACAGUUGAUCUUCUCUACGAAACAGCACAACGAUUUCGUCUACGGAUUUAUGAUUCAACGAAGAAACGUUUCGAAGUUCCACUUCAAGUACCUGUCAUUAAAACAAAAGUUAAUGUCACUGAUUACGAAGUUUCCAUCAGUCAAGUACCAUUUGCCAUUCUUGUCAAAAGGAAAUCGACUGGGGUAACACUAUUCGAUUCCAGUGUAUCACCGCUCAUCUAUGCCAAUCAAUUCAUCAAAUUUUCUAGCCGCCUUUCCAGUCCAUUUCUCUAUGGUCUAGGUGAACAUCGGCAACCACUAUUAAUCAAUAUCACAAAUGAAUGGAGAAAACUAACAUUUUGGACUCGUGAUUUUCCUCCAGUUCAGCACGUUAAUUUGUACGGUGUUCAUCCAUUUCAUAUCAAUGUGGAAAUGAAAAACAAUUCGCCAACGAAUUUUCAUGGACAUUUUUUUCUCAAUUCAAAUGCAAUGGAUAUUGAUCUUCAACCAUUACCUGCCAUUACUUAUACAACAAUUGGAGGUAUCAUUGAUUUGUAUUUAUUUACUGGACCUUCAGCUCAAGAUGUCAUUCAACAAUAUUGGGAUGGGAUCGGAAAGCCUACAAUGCCACCUUACUGGUCUCUUGGUUUUCAUCUAUGUCGUUAUGGAUACAAUAAUAUUGACAGAUUACGAGCCGUUAUUCAACGAAUGCAUGAUGCCGAAUUCCCAUACGAUGCUCAAUGGACAGAUAUUGAUGCAAUGUCAUCUCAUCUUGAUUUUACUUAUGAUCAAACACAUUUCAAUGGUCUUCCAGAUCUUGUUCAUUCGUUGCAAUCUGAGGGUAAAGAAACCAACAACAAUGAUAAUCAUAAAUCUAAUCACACUAUUGAUUCAUCUCAAAGUAAUAAUCACGGUAAAUAUUCGCAAUCAUCUUUGAAAGACUUAGCCAGUAGUACAACUUUAGCUUUAGAAGAUAUAAAUACACGACAACAACCAACAUUUUCAUAUGUUUUAGCUAUAUUUGAUAAAAUGUUUACAGUUAUUUUUACAACUGAAUUAAUAUUAAAAUGGUUUGCAUAUGGCAUAACAAAUUAUUUGAAAAAUGGUUGGAAUAAAUUAGAUUUUAUUAUUGUUGUUGUUAGUGUACUUGGAACUGUUCUUGAUUUAUUUGAUGUAGCUGAUAUUCCAGCAUUUAAAUCUAUGAGAACAUUACGAGCUUUACGUCCAUUAAAAGCACUAUCAAGAUUUGAAGGCAUUCGAGUAUGA
Molecule: messenger RNA, 1569 nt
Organism: Rotaria sordida
Lineage: Eukaryota; Metazoa; Rotifera; Eurotatoria; Philodinida; Philodinidae
Source: the annotation of a GenBank genome assembly